Messenger RNA from Nicotiana tabacum (common tobacco), 2868 nucleotides. The record is from RefSeq and is a predicted model, not a curated record. Lineage: Eukaryota; Viridiplantae; Streptophyta; Magnoliopsida; Solanales; Solanaceae.
GCAUCCCGCUCAAUCCAGUUUGAAGUCGNGUUUGAACCUGAUACUCUGCUUCUACUUCAAACUCAUCAUCCUCCAUAAUUCACGUUCAUAUAGCGGGACUUUCCAAACGAAGAAUUACCUCUUAUCCAAUUUUGCUACUCCACAUUGGUCUUCUUUUAAUUUGAUGUGAAGAAUAGAAUAUCUUUCAACAACAGGGAAGCGGGGAAGAAUAAGUUUCUGCACAGGGACAACAAGGGAAUCAAGAAGAAAAGCAGCCGAAGAGAGACAAAGCUAAUUGGCAUGGAGAGCAUUCAGGGUGGUGAAAGAUCUCUUGCUCAUGCAACGACUUCCACCCAACAUAGUCUUCCAUCAAUGGAAGAGGAAGUAGUUGGAUUUCAAGCUGAUGCAAAAAGCAUAAUUCAACAAUUGACCGGAGGAACAAAGGAACUAGACAUUAUCUCGAUUGUUGGAAUGCCAGGACUGGGCAAAACCACUUUGGCUAGAAAGGUGUUUAAUUAUUUUAUUGAUAAUAGACACUUUGAUGUUAGAGCAUGGUGCUCUAUUUCAAAAGAAUAUAGCUCUACUAAGGUGUUCUCUGAGAUUCUUAAACAAGUCAUAGGCAGUAUGAAUGGUAUAAGAGAUGAAGACAUGCCUCACGAGUUGCGAAAGAGUCUAAUACGCAAGAGAUACCUCAUCGUGUUAGACGAUAUAUGGGAAGCUAAGGCAUGGGAAGAGUUGCGAUUAUCUUUCCCACAUGGUGAAGAUGGAAGCAGAGUAGUGGUAACAACUCGAGAUGAACAAGUGGUUAGGCAGCUUAAGCUCCACAACAAUCCAUAUUUUCUUCGAUUUCUCACGGAGGAUGAGAGCUGGGAAUUACUCCAGAAGAAAGUUUUUCAAGGAGAAAUAUGUCCACAAGAGUUACUCGAAGCAGGAUUGCGAGUUGCCAAAAACUGUAAAGGAUUACCACUUGUGAUUGUCUUGAUUGCUGGGAUUAUUUCAAAGAAAAGGCAAACCUCUUUGUGGUUUAAGGUCGCAAAUGAAUUAAGUUCCCAUGCUUUAGAAGAUCAAAGCAUGAAGAUAAUAGAAUCAAGUUACGACCAUCUGGAAGAUCAAUUAAAGGCUUGCCUUCUUUACAUGGGAUUGUUUCCAGAAGACUACAAAUUUCCCGUUUCUAUUUUGCUAAAGUUGUGGAUGGCUGAAAAUUUUGUACAGAAUUCGGACACAGAUAACUUGGAGGAAGCAUAUACAAAUUUCUUGAAUGAUCUAGCAAGCAAAAGCCUUGUAAUGGUUUCUAAAAGGAGAGAUAAUGGUGAGAUAAAGUACUGCACUCUUCAUGAUGUAGUCCGUGAGUUUUGCUUGAGAAAACUUGCAAAAGAAAAGUAUAUGCAGGUCAUAAUCCCAUAUAAUCUAGACCAAUCUUUAGGUACAAAGAAAUCUCGAUUAUGUAUGUAUGUUCAUGACGAUCUGGCCAAGCAGUUGAUGGAGCAUGAAUAUUCAUUGGAUAAAAUUCCAACAUUGGCGGAGUUGAGUGAAGUAGGAUCUCUUGAGUUCAUUGCUCAUCCAAAACUCUGUAAAUGGGACCUGAGUUGGACAAAUGAUGUCGUCUUACUGGAUUGCAUUAGACUUAUUCGGGUGUUGGAUUUGUUGAAUGUCUACUUGGAGGGAAGUUCUUGGGCUAGGGCAAUGGAAGCAGUAACUCACUUGAGGUAUCUUGCAAUAUGGACCGAAGAAUUUCGUUUCCAGUGGGUAGAUCACCUACUCGAUCUACAAACUUUGCGGGUGGGCUGGCGGCUUGGAACAUUCAUGAGUGCGAUAUCCCCUGCUGGUCUUUGGAAAAUGCAGAAGCUAAGGCAUGUGGAUAUCCUGGAAAUUACAUUCGAAUGGAAAGAGAAUGAUCGAGCAAUUUUCGAAGAAUCUUCACAAACUGUGUUACCGAACUUGAAGUCUUUCGGGAAAUGCUGUAUAUAUUUGGCUGAUAUGACUCCGGAGUUCUGGUGGAGAUUUCCAAAUAUUGAACAACUCAAGCUCCGCUUUGUUGAACCGUCUGUACGUAGAAAUCAUAAGCUCUCCACACCAGAAUUUGAUAUGCCGAAUCUUGAAGAACUCCCACUUCAAUCUCUCGAAGUGGGCUUCUCAGUCAUAGCAGAGAUGCAUCGUGUUGGAAUCGGAAGAGGCGGCUGUAUUGUUUUCCCCUCAAAUCUAAAGGAUUUGUGCAUCCAUAGAACUGUCGUAACAGAAAAAGUUGUCUCAAAUAUUGCAAGACUGCGAAAUCUUGAGAGACUCAAACUACGUGAAAUACGCUUCAAGGAUGAAGAUAUCAAAUGUUGGAUCAAAUGUUGGGAUGUAGGUGAUUACAAGUUCCCAGCACUCAAAUAUUUGUACUUAAGGGAUGUUACUAUGAUGACCGAAUGGCGCUCCUCAGAGGCAUCCUUCCCCGUGCUUGAGAAACUGGUUAUACGUGGUUGUUGGCGUCUUCAAGAGAUCCCGUCUAGCUUCGCAGAUAUCCAAACACUGAAGUUGAUCAGAUUGACGGGCUGCAUGCAGUCAGUUGAGGAUUCAGCUCUCAACAUUAAAAAAGAAGUAGAAGAUAUCACAGGUUGUGACUCUCUCCAAGUUCAGGUUGAUUAAAAAACUGAUAUUUAUUCUGCAGUAGUUUCUUUUUAUGGGGGUCUAUAUAUGUGAGGAGAAUAGCUGUUUUUUUAAUUAUUAAGCUAUUCAGAAAAUGAUUUUGUGUGUGGACUUAUUAGAAAAGGACAUUACAUACAACAACUCUAUGGUUACACUUUUCAAAAAUCAAAUAGGUUAUAAUUUAGAACAAUUGACUCAAGAACUCUGUCUUUAGGAAUAAUUUCUCUCUGUAGUUGAAUAGCUGACGAGAUUGCUAUCCUU